Molecule: messenger RNA, 2157 nt
Organism: Aspergillus calidoustus
Lineage: Eukaryota; Fungi; Ascomycota; Eurotiomycetes; Eurotiales; Aspergillaceae
Source: the annotation of a GenBank genome assembly
AUGGCGGCCACCCCGGCGCCCAACUCUGCCGGCCAAUUGGUGCAGCACAAUGGCAAGGACUACCAGGUGAUCAAGGAAGGUCGAGCAUACAUAUUGAAACCGCCCACGGAAACCGCAGCAACGCAGGGGAACAAACAAGAUACGAAACACGAAGAAUCUCAAUCCGUAUUCUAUAACCCCAUCCAGCAAUUUAACCGGGACUUGACUGUGCUUGCGAUCCGCGUUUAUGGAGAGCAUGUUAUGGCAAUGCAUAAAAGGAACACUGAACGGCGAAAACGAAAAGCAUCAGGGGCCGCCCGCGGGAGGAAUAAGAAGAGGAAGCGGGAAGAUGAUGAGACGGGAGCUCAAAGGCCCGGCGAGCCAGACAGAAAUCCGGAAAGUGGACCCAAGGAAGCUGGGAUUGAGGAUAAACAAACGACAGAAUCGUCUCAAUUGAAUCCUUCUCCUCCUGCUCAUCAAUUCACCAUUCUAGAUGCACUGUCUGCAUCCGGUCUACGCGCUCUGCGAUAUGCAUCGGAGAUACCAUUCGUUACCCGUGUCGUCGCCAAUGAUCUCUCGAGUCAAGCUAUCCAAUCGAUGAAGCAAAAUAUUGAGUAUAACGGCCUUGGAAACCUCAUUCAAACGAACAACGGCGAUGCUCGUUUGUAUAUGUACAGCCGCCUGAAGCCAGUCAACCCGCAGAGAACAGAUGAAGUUGGUAAAUUCGAUGUCAUCGAUUUGGAUCCCUACGGCACCGCCGCCCCGUUUCUAGAUGCGGCUGUACAGGGUAUAAAAGAUGAAGGACUGCUUUGCGUUACAUGCACCGACGCAGGUGUAUGGGCGUCCAACGGAUACCCUGAGAAAGCCUUCUCCUUGUACGGGGGUGUGCCAAUCAAAGGCAGUCACUCGCAUGAGGGUGGACUACGCCUAAUCUUGAACGCUGUUGCAAUGGCUGCUGCAAAAUAUGGCCUUGCGACUGAGCCUUUGCUCUCGCUUUCCAUUGACUACUAUGCCCGAUUGUUCGUCCGUAUUCAUCGGUCGCCUGCUGAGGUCAAGUUCACGUCCGGAAACACAAUGCUGGUCUACAACUGUGACUCCGGCUGCGGAGCGUGGACUACGCAACCAUUGACAUCGACUAAGCAAAAGCUCGAUAAGAAGGGAAACCCCAUGUUUCAUUUUGGGUUUGCACAAGCGCCAAGCGCAGACAUCAAAUGCGAGCAUUGCAACACAAAAACUCAUCUCUCUGGUCCAAUGUGGGCCGGACCCCUUCAUCACCCUCACUUCGUUCAAAAGAUACUCGAUCUUCUCCCCCAGGUCGACAAGGAAGUAUACCAGACAAAGGACAGAAUCGAAGGCAUGUUGACGACUGCCCUCGAAGAAGAUUUAAGCUUAGAACUAUCCCCCGAAGAGAGCCGAAAUCAGCCAGCAACUCCUGCUGCCAACAAUGAAGAGGCUGCUGGCCAGUUUGAUGAACUCUCGCCUAUAAUUCCCAGAACCAAUCCGGCCCUUCGUGAACCAUACCCUCUAUAUUUCACGCUUUCCAGCCUCUCAAAAGUUCUGCGCACAACCACGGUCCCCGAGGAAGCAUUUCGUGGUGCAGUCCGUGGCUUAGGGUACAAGUGUACGCGCAGCCACGCUAAAGCAAACACCGUCCGCACAAACGCCCCAUGGGCCGUCAUCUGGGAGAUCAUGCGUGAAUGGGUGAGACAGAAGGCGCCGCCUAUCAAAGAGGGAACCUUGAAGCCUGGCUCUGCCGGCGCCACAAUUAUGGCCAAGUCCCGACCGACAAAUGCGGACGAUUCGAAGUUAUACUCUUUGAAGAGCGAGCUUAUUUCCGCGGCCGAAUCCGGCAAGGACCUAUCGGACUUGAUCACCAAGGUGGAAGCGGCUUUGUACCGUUCGGGUGCCCGCGAAACCUUGGCUGCGUCAUGCACAAACGCCACAGAAUCGCAAUCGCAGUCGCAGCCCAAUGGUUCAGAUGCUCCCUCUCAAACACAAGUACUUGAAAGACAAACAGCUGACAGCGCCCAUCCUCCUGGGAACUCGAUUCCCGCCUCCGAGCUCAAGGUGGUCUUUGAUGAAUCGCUCGGGCGGGAAGCACAGCCAAUGAAGCGGCUUGUUAGAUAUCAGCUCAAUCCGAGAGCCAAUUGGGGUCCGCUGAGUCGAGCGUCCUCAUAG